This is a messenger RNA of Trichophyton benhamiae CBS 112371, 1374 nucleotides long. RefSeq lists its product as uncharacterized. The coding region runs from base 1 to 1374 and encodes 457 amino acids. Gene Ontology annotation, biological process: mRNA 3'-end processing. Gene Ontology annotation, cellular component: RNA polymerase II, holoenzyme. Gene Ontology annotation, molecular function: RNA polymerase II C-terminal domain binding. The record is from RefSeq and is a predicted model, not a curated record. Lineage: Eukaryota; Fungi; Ascomycota; Eurotiomycetes; Onygenales; Arthrodermataceae. The transcript is spliced from 4 exons.
AUGGCCUAUACUGACGAUGCCGUGAAGGCAAAGCUGUCAGCUCUCAACGAGACACAGGAGUCCAUUGUCACUGUUGCCCAAUGGGUCAUGUUCCAUAGGCGACACGCAGACAGGACAGCCCAGCUUUGGCUAGAGAAACUACGCGAUGCAAACCCGCCAAAGAGGCUCAAUCUUAUCUACCUAGCUAAUGAGGUUGCUCAACAGUCAAAGGGAAGACGCAAGGAGGACUUUCUCAUUGCAUUCUCGCCGAUUAUUGCGGAUGCGACUGCAACUGCUUUCAAGGGUGCUUCAAACGAGAUCCAACAGAAGCUAAGACGUGUGGUAGAAGUCUGGAGACAGCGUUCCAUUUUUGAGAAACCCAUACAAGACGCCGUUGAAGCACGGGUCGAAGGUGCGUAUCUAUUGUAUAAUGCGCUACAUAUCUUCCCCAGUGUACAUUGUGGGCUAAUAUUGGAAAUUCUAGAGAUCGAUAAGUCUAAGCCCGCAGGGAAGAAGCCUCUCCUAGGUGGUUCCCUCUUCUCGAAUUCUCCAGGUUCGCUGCCUCAGGAGCUCCAGCCUCUUGCUCCAUUACAAAUUGCGACAUCAAAGGCUUCCGUUUCCUCCAACGCUACCGUGACAAUUGCAAACACCGAAUAUGACAAGCUGAACGGUCCAUCUGCUGAGAUUCCUACUCCUCCCGUAUAUGCAGCUCGAUUAAGCACGCUUCUUAAGACGCUUGCUAAUGCUGAAAGCUCCGUGUCCGAGGUUAUAAAGUGCCGCCAAUCACUUAUAGAGGGGCUUGAAAAGGUUCUCGACACCAACAGGGCAGCUUUGGUAAAGGAAAAAUCCCAGGUUGAGCAACUAUCGUCCCGUAGAACGGAGACGGAAAACAAGAAACGAGAUGUUGAAGACGCCAUAAUUCGUGGACUUACCGCAGAUGACCCAUCAGCACAACAAUCAAAUGGAGGUGCAGCGUGGCCAGACCACAAGAACUCGUUUGGGGGUGAAGAGCCGGAAGCUCCUGCUGUUGAGGCACUUACACCUCCCCCAGUUGAAGCCUUGACUCCGGUUCAAUCACCCACGCUAAAUCCCAGCUCAAACAACCAGAAUGAGCAGCACCCAUCUACUAUACCCAGUCAUACAAAGCAACCAUCCACGGGGAAUUUUGGAGAUCAAGAGCAAAUGGCUUCCAUUGACUUGAAUGCCACACUCUCUUCACUCCAAGCUGCCACUAACACGCCCUCCAACGACACUUCUGCCAGUGAACUAGCCACUAAAAAGCGGAAAGUUAGUCACGCCCAGGAUAGCUACCCUGAAUUCGAAGGGGGAGACGCCAUGGCUGAUCUAGAUGCAGAUGUAGCUGAGCUAUUGAGGCAAGAAAGCAGUAAGCACUAG